AUGCGGUGCGAACAUAGUGGAAGAGGCGGCGAUACAGCGGACGCGGGCGCCGGCGUCUCGCGGGUGCUUCCGCGUCGGGCGCGGGCGGAGCCUCGGCCUCGCCCGCACCCGCUCGACCCUCCAGCGACGACGCCGUGGCGUUGCGUACCCAGUGUUAGGCUAUGGUCUCCGAUAUACACUUUCUGCACUAACCUAUUUUCGCACACACAUGACUUCAUUAUAAAAUUAGUUUCGAGGGGAAACGCCCUGAAUAAGGUUAGUCAAAAGCGAGACUUUCCAUUGUUAGAGUUUCAGAAAGGCAUGCGGCAAGCGAUAGGAGAGCAGCCGGAAAAUCUGUGA
This is a messenger RNA of Leptosia nina, 339 nucleotides long. The record is from the annotation of a GenBank genome assembly. NCBI's taxonomy places the organism in Eukaryota, Metazoa, Arthropoda, Insecta, Lepidoptera, Pieridae.